Numida meleagris (helmeted guineafowl) is the source of this 5972-nucleotide messenger RNA. It is a transcript of the gene DGKQ, whose product is annotated as diacylglycerol kinase theta. The record is from RefSeq and is a predicted model, not a curated record. Gene Ontology annotation, molecular function: ATP-dependent diacylglycerol kinase activity. Gene Ontology annotation, biological process: intracellular signal transduction; diacylglycerol metabolic process; lipid phosphorylation. Lineage: Eukaryota; Metazoa; Chordata; Aves; Galliformes; Numididae.
UGCCGCCGCCGCCGCUCCGGGCAUUCCCGCGCCGCGAGGAGCGGGCAUGGCGGACGGGGUUCGCUCGCUGCUGGGCGGCAGCCCGGCCUCCAGCCCGCUGCUGGGCGGGCGGGGCCGCGUCUCGUCGUCGUCCGCCAUCCCGCCGGGUCACAGCUUCCGCAGGGUGACCCUCACCAAGCCCACCUUCUGCCACUACUGCACCGACUUCAUCUGGGGGCUGGCCGGCUACCAGUGCGAGGUUUGCAAUUUUAUGUCCCAUGAGAAGUGCCUCAAGAAUGUCAACAUACCUUGUUCGUGUAUUGCUCCCAGCCUUGUAAGGGUUCCAGUUGCACACUGCUUUGGGCCUCCAGGACAUUACAAAAGAAAGUUCUGCACAGUGUGCAGGAAGUCACUGGAGUCACCUGCCUUUCGGUGCGAAGUCUGUGAGCUGCACGUCCACGCGGAUUGCAUCCUGUUUGCUUGCAGUGACUGCCGGCAGUGCCACCAGGAUGGGCACCAGGACCACGACACUUACCAUCACCACUGGAGGGAGGGAAACCUUCCUUCAGGAGCUCGCUGCGAAGUUUGCAAAAAAACCUGUGGCUCUUCUGAGGUGCUGUCUGGCAUGAGAUGUGAAUGGUGUGGCCUCCUGGCUCAUGCUGCUUGCUACAUAGUUGUCACACCGGAAUGUACUUUUGGAAGAUUAAGGAACAUGAUUCUUCCUCCAAGAUGCGUGAGGUUAUUUUCUCUCAACUUCAGCAAACUGCAUUGUUUUCGAAUAUCAGAAAACCUGCAAACAGAAUCAGAUGAAGGUGAUGACGUUGAUGGGUCAACGCAGGGACCAGCAAAAGAUGUCCAAAUUUCAACAGAUUCCAGUAAACAAACAUUAAGGAUAUUUGAUGGGAGUGAUGCUGUGAAACGCAAUCAAUUUCGACUGAUCUCAGUUCCAAGGAUUGCAAAAAAUGAAGAAGUUGUGGAAGCUGCUUUGAGGGCAUACUAUAUAAAUGAUGACCAGCAGGAGUAUGAGCUGCAGACCUUUACGCAGCAGGCACUGCUGUCUGAUGACGUUGUCAACAGGAACGAUGCUGCGGAGGACAGCAACUUAGGCUCAGUAUUCCGAGAAUCUGUUCCUGAAGCUUGGAUUAUUAGAGCCAAACCAAAGGAUGAGGACGUGAUCAGAAUUUAUCCUGCCUGGCUGUGGGGGGGAAUGGAAUACAUUUCUCUUCGAGUAAAUAAGCAUAGCACUACACAGACCGUGAUCAAAGAAGUGCUUCCAUUACUUGGAAGGCAGACGGAGUGCCUCCAGAAUUUCAAACUGGUGGAAGUGCUUAUGGGCAGUAAGCAAGUUCAGCGCAUGGUCUUGGACAAUCAGGAGCUGAUUCUAAACAGACUCGAAGACAUAAAAAAGAUAUCAAUACGUCAGAUGAAUCAAACAAGAUUCUACAUAGUGGAAAAUAGUAAAUCCACGGUACAAGUAAAUUUAUUUGUUGGUGGGCUUCCACCUCAGCUUUCUGCUGAUGAGUACGCAAAUAUUCUCAAGGAUGAAUUAGCUAUCAAAACAAAUGUAGUAUCUCUAAGUCAUGUUUAUCAAGCACAAGGCGCUGUUGUACUCGAAAUUUCAUGUUUUUCUGAAGCUGAAAGAAUAUAUAUGCUAGUUAAAGAUACAACUGUCAAUGACAAGCCUCUGAACGCUGUGGUGAUGCCAGAAGUUAUGGCUUCCAAGAUACCGCAGAACUGCUGGCCACUUCUUGUAUUUGUGAAUCCAAAAAGCGGUGGUCUGAAAGGUCGGGACCUGCUGUACUGUUUUAGAAAGCUGCUGAAUCCACAUCAGGUCUUUGAACUUACCAAUGGUGGUCCUUUGCCUGGGUUUCACAUGUUCUCCAAAGUCCCCUCUUUCCGAGUGCUGGUGUGCGGAGGUGAUGGCACCGUGGGGUGGGUUCUUGGCGCGCUGGAGGAGAUCAGGCACAAGCUGGUGUGCUCAGAGCCUCCUGUUGCCAUCCUGCCUCUAGGAACAGGUAAUGACUUAGGAAGAGUCUUGGGCUGGGGAGCUGGCUACAGUGGGGAGGACCCCUACUCCGUGUUGAUUUCUGUGGAUGAAGCGGACGACAUUCUGAUGGACCGCUGGACUAUUCUCUUGGAUGCUGAAGAGCCUGCUGAGGGUGCAGAGAAUGUCAUGGCAGAGCCUGAGCCUCCGAAGAUUGUACAGAUGAACAAUUACUGUGGUCUUGGCAUUGAUGCAGAAUUGAGCUUGGACUUUCAUCAUGCUAGAGAAGAAGAACCAGGGAAAUUUAAUAGCAGGUUUCACAACAAAGGAGUUUAUGUGAAAGUUGGGCUGCAGAAGAUAAGCCAUACCAGAAACCUUCAUAAGGACAUAAAGCUUCAGGUUGACCAGCGAGUGGUGGAGUUACCAAAUAUAGAAGGACUUAUUUUUAUUAACAUACCCAGCUGGGGGUCCGGAGCUGAUCUCUGGGGCACUGACAGUGCUGACCGCUUUGAGAAACCACGCAUUGAUGAUGGCCUGCUGGAAGUGGUUGGUGUGACUGGCGUGGUUCACAUGGGUCAAGUCCAAAGCGGUUUUCGCUCAGGCAUCCGCAUAGCCCAGGGCUCAUAUUUUCGUGUAACACUCCUAAAGCCAAUUCCAGUUCAAGUUGAUGGAGAGCCCUGGAUUCAAGCCCCAGGACAGAUUAUUAUCUCUGCUGCAGGACCAAAGGUUCAUAUGUUGAAAAAAUCCAAGCAGAAAAAAAAAACUGGAAGCCUGAGAGAGAUGAGAGUGGAUAGCAUGUCAGUGUGUGAAGGAGGACGGUAAAUGGAGACGUGUGCUCAGAAUCGGUGCAGCACAACUACUGUAGAUGCCAAGAUAGUUCAGUAAAACUGAGUGCAGAUAACUGGUGAUGAAGUGUUGUUUAUGAGUGUGCCUUUCAUUACACUUUGAUAGUACUGGGUUCCACUUUGUCUUUCAAAGAUAGUGCCUCGUUGUUACAAGUAACUGUUAUGUACCACUUGUGUCAUUUGAGAUGUUUGCUUUGGGUUGCUCUUCCAUAAACCAUUUCCCUGUUUUUUAUGUGUAUGGACACCGAGGCCAAACAAAGAUUCCGAGAUGCCAAGAUUUCUGCAUCUGCUUUCACAAAGACUCUUCCUCUCCUCUCUGCUUUUUCUUUUAGAAAAUCAUUCCAGUGAAAAACUUGAUGCCUCUUUCUGUAAAUGAAAAUGUGCUGUUUUAAAUUAAUGCUUACAGUAACCUCCAAACCAAAAAAAAGGCGAAGACAGGAGCUGCUGAGAGCUCCUUGGACCAGUCGGAAUAACACAGCUGAAACAGUGCUACCUGAGAAGAGAGAGAAUACAGAACACAGGAGAGAAGAUUUCUCUCAAAGCCUCAUGUACUUGGAAGAAAGGAGGUACUAGAACAGUUGAGCCCAGCUAUUUCAGAGACUUCAUUUCAACUGCAUUUGUACAGCGUGAAUGAAGGGCAAACAGCUCUUAGAGUACCCUAUCAAUUAAAGCUGAUAACAAAGCCUGUUUAAAAGGCAUUUGAAUUUCAGCUGCUACCACUCCAAAGUAAAAAAGGAACAAAAAUACCUGAGGCAGAAUUGCAGUAUACUGACUAUUUUCUAUCACUGAGAGCAUUAUCUUUAACAGCAGGCUUUUCCUCUUGUCUUUUCUUGUGUUAUCUCAUUUUCACUUGUUUGUUGGGCUGUUAUUUAAACGCAAGCUCCAAGACUUGUAACUCAGUAGUGUAAAACAAGUACCCUAUAGUGUUCUCUGAAGUGAAUUAGCACAGCAGUAGAGUAGAGCUGAAGUGAAAUACAGAGUCAGGAGUCAUAGGAGGUCUGACGCCUGCAGAGUGCAUGUAACAUACUGUAGGGUUCUGGAGACUGGGGAUAUGAUACCUGCCACGAAAACUCACUUACCUAGUCAGCUUUUCUGAGUACUUUGUGGGUGUUGUUAGCAGCUGUGGGCCCAGCAACUCAGUGAGUUUUAUCUUCCCACUGAGAUGAGCGUGUGCUCUUCUGAGUUCGGCCCUCUCUCAUCUCUGUGAGACUGACAUCUCUCUUUGCCCACCUGCCUGCUGCCGCUGCAGGGAUCCAGCGGCUCUGUCAAAGCUUCCUGCUACAGACUGGAACUACAGCAGAUGCGUUGGUCCUGUACUACACUACAUGUGUCUGCUGUCCGUGUCUACAGUCACAUUGGUCUUGCCACAUUUUGGUUCUACAGUGACUGAAGCCUUCCCUGCCCCCCGAGCAGUCAGCUGUGGUGCAGGGGGCUUGUGUGUUUUUGCCAUUGUUGUGUUUGUGUGCAUUUGCUCCCUGGAGUUCCUUCAGCUCUAGCAUAGGCCAGAGCCUGUUUAGCCAGCCAGCACAUUUCUCCUUGUUGCACAGUAAUAGCAAACUCAGCGAUGGAUGGCAUGAAUUUGUCACGUGAGCGACAGCUUUGAGAGGGUUCCUCUUCUCAGCGCGUCUACAAAAACAUCUCCAGUUACUUCAGGAAACUUCACUCUAACUGUGAAACGUGCAGAAGCCGUUGUUUUGCGUUGGAGACACUUGUGUGUGGAGUUAGCUCUUGGUUUUGUUGAGGCAGUCUGUACUCUGAGCACUCCGCCAGCUUCAACAGCAUCCGCUCGUUACCUGUGCUCUGCGCUUUGCAGUCGUGGUGCGGACCAGGCUGUGGAUGUGGGCGGUGCAACACGCUCAUCCCUACCAGCAGACAGAGCUGUAAGCAGACAAAACAGACGUGCAGAAAUGGCAGCUGCCUGCAGUGAUUCCCUGUCAGCAGGUGCUUAGUGCUGUCGUGGAGAUGCAUACAGAGGACUGACUCCUGUUCUCUCUGAAACUUGUUGUUUGUUGUUUAAAUUGUUAGUUUAAUUUUUAGGCAUGCUCUUACGUACUACCACGUAGACUGCAUCUUACCAUUAUUCAGCAUGCAGGCUGGAUUCCUGCUAUGAAGGAAACGCUGGGCACUGUGCAGGAGGAGACAGCGUGGAUCCUCAUCUCCUGAUCCCUAGACGUAGGAUUGUCUCAGAACCUGGACAGGAAGGAUCCACUGGAGCUCCUGUGGCUCCUGUGGUACCGGCGCUACAAGCAGCAGGAGCAUGUUGUACUUCAGGCUGUGACUUCUCAGGAUCAAGCUCAUAAGUUAGAGAAGAAAUCUUGAAUACGUUGCUGCUAGUAGUUGUCCAGAAAGCCAGAGAAACUGCUUGUUGCGCUUGGGGUAGCUGAGAGACUGCAGUCUUUCCAGUUGCUGACUCAAACAUGGAGAGGAAAGCUUCACUUUUUGUUGCAGAAGACACACAUAAGUUUUUAAGCUUGGUACUGACCAUCUUCUUCAGCCCAAGGAAAUAAACCCGCGUGGCUGUUUUUCUAGAUGCACAUCAUCCUGCAGCAUGUAACUGACAAUGUUUUGUGUUCCUGGCUUGUUAAGGGGCUGGCUGUCUCUCCCUGUUGCUUAGUAUCUGUUAUCUGAAAUAACACGAAACUCUUGGGUCAGAGUAUUUUAGUGGGAGGGCCCCAUGCUGUGACAUAUCCUUCCGUGGGGAUUUUCCAUCCCGGUAACAAGGCUGUCUCGGGCCAGCGUUGUGGUAGCAAGGUGACACAAACACAAACUUCCUCUCCUUGCAGCUGCCCAAGUGGAUCCUGCUGAUGCAUACAAGGGCUUUCAGUUUUCUUCUUUCCCUCUCUUCUCUCCUUUUUCCAUAAACUGAUUCCCAGAUGUUGUUUGAAGAGAUUAAGUAGGUGAGUGCCACACUGGAAUGAAAAUGUAUCUUAAGAAGAACACACUUGGCAUUUAAGGUCUCUCUGCAUCACAAAAUGAUUCUUAGCAUGUUUUGAAGACAAAACGGAUUCCUGGGCAGUUGAGAUAGGAAAGCUCUUGUAAAGUUUUUAAGAGAAGAAACUCUGUUGAGCAUCUCUAUUAAAGCUGUUCCAGUUUCAGGUACUGUAAAGGUCAGCAUAUCAAAGGGAUCAUACCAUUUUUUUCUUUUUUAAUCACACUGGGUAUCU